Mugil cephalus (flathead mullet) is the source of this 1442-nucleotide messenger RNA. RefSeq names its product INO80 complex subunit C (gene ino80c). Bases 124 to 753 code for a protein of 209 amino acids. Lineage: Eukaryota; Metazoa; Chordata; Actinopteri; Mugiliformes; Mugilidae. Gene Ontology annotation, cellular component: Ino80 complex. The record is from RefSeq and is a predicted model, not a curated record. Gene Ontology annotation, biological process: chromatin remodeling. The transcript is spliced from 5 exons.
AGUUAAUCCAUUCCACAUCCGGGUUAGGUCUCUGCUGUUUACUAUCAGGAGGAUGGAUGGCUAAUGCUAACCGAGCGAAAAAACUGUACUUAAAUCGUACAUAUCACAGCUGCGUGGGUACAAAUGGCGUCUCAGAUCCCCAUAACCGUGAAGAGCCAACAGGUAGUCGCUAGUGCUGUCGCUGCCCGGGGAAAGAAACGUCCCGGUAGUCCGGCGGUGUCAGCCGCACAGCAGGCUAAUGCUAAUGCUAAUGCUAGCGGCAAGAAGAAGAAACAAGCGGCACCUACGACACAGACACAGACACAGGUACAGGUGUUUCAUCAGAUUACAACGGUGGAGGUGGUGCCUGAGGUGAAGGCAGUGGGGUCUGUAGACCCCGGUCCAAGCGCCACCACAGAGCCCACGGCAAAACCCCCUCCUUUCAAAGACCACGCAUUUAUGCAUUCAGGGAUUGGUGGAGCAGCUGCUGGCAAAAAGAACAGGACCUGGAAGAACCUCAAACAGAUCCUGGCUUUGGAGCGGACUUUGCCCUGGAAGCUCCAUGAUCCCAGCUACUAUAACAUUGAUGCUCCGCCCUCCUUGAAGCCAGCCAAGAAAUACUCUGACAUCUCCGGACUCCCUGCAAAUUACACAGACCCUCAGACGAAGCUGCGCUUCACGUCCUCUGAGGAGUUCUCCUACAUUCGCCAGCUCCCCACUGAUGUCGUUACGGGCUACCUGGCUCUUCGAAAGGCAACGUGCAUCGUCCCCUGACAUUUGAAACUGGUUAAAACCUGAAACAAACCAGAACUGAACACAUGUUGGUGUAGAAAGCCUUCGGUCCAGCCAGGAGAGAGCGCAGGCUGCUCAAAGAGAACUACUCCAAGGACAGUUAAUGAAACUUAAAGGCUCAUCUCUGCUGUUGUAAAGGAGUCAACCUGAGUUAUAAUUGUUACUGUGUGACAAUAUGAAUGGAACAUUUAUGAUUUUCUUUCAUUUAGAAAGAAUAUUUGCUUCUUAUGCUUGUAAGAGGUGCUCAGUGUCUGUAUGUCGUGAUGUCACCUCAUCACAAAAUAUCCAGUGAACAUGAAGAGCACAUCUCCCAAAGGAACAGAGAGAUUAUUCAGAAAUCAGCAAUUGGAUCUGCUACUGCUAAUUUGUUAAAGUACGUGAUCCCAAAAAAGUUUCUCAUGAGUGUGCCCACUUCGUCUGGAAAGUUUGGAAGCUUGGCAUGAAUUUACUCCAGCUCGCUCCUUGGGAGACACACAGUUAUUAUAACUUUACUCAAGCGAUAUGUGAUGUUGUGUGCCCCCUUGUGUAAAAUAUCUCUCCUUCCAGCGCUGAGUCAGGUUGUGGAAGAUAAACAAGAAAUAUUGCCAAGCCGUUGGAAGAGUUUGUUAAUUUUUCAUUCACGGCCUUUUCUUUCUACAAGAUGCAAAUUAAAGCUUGGAUUUGGUGUUAAA